Molecule: messenger RNA, 3500 nt
Organism: Molossus molossus (Pallas's mastiff bat)
Lineage: Eukaryota; Metazoa; Chordata; Mammalia; Chiroptera; Molossidae
Gene: PROSER3
Product: proline and serine rich 3
Exons: 12
Coding region: 459-2456 (665 amino acids)
Source: RefSeq, a predicted model, not a curated record
GUUGUCUGGCCGCGAGGGCAUCUCGGAGAGGGGCGCUGGACAGCAGUCCCCAGAAGGAGAGGAGCAGGCGGAGGCGCUGAGGGAACGGCGGGAUGAAUGGCGGGUGAGGCCGAUCCCUCUACCGGGGACCACAGGAGGCCUGGGGAAGACCAAAGUAAGAUAAACAUAACCUAAGACAGUGUCCUCAGGACUUAAAUAUGAUGUUGGAUUUAAUCGUGGUUCUUAACCCGAGCUCCACUUCGAAAUUACCUGGGACGCUAUGAAAGAGAUACAGAUGCCUAGCUGCUGCUUCCGGAUAAUUCUGAUUCUUUUGGUGUAAGCCUGCUAGUUUUCUCCACUCAAGACUUUGGGGAUGCUCCCCUGGCACCCCAAGGUGAGGACAUCCCACAGAGAGUGCUGUGUGCUAGCCCAGUAGCAAGGGAGUGAUGACUAGAAAGAAGGAAGACCUGUGAUAAGAGAUGCAGACCCUGAGUCCAUCCAGGUCUCAGAGAUCCAGGAUCCCAGAAACUUCCAGGGCUCUGGCCACAGAUCCCAACUCCUCUGAGCUGUUUGAGAAGUCCUGGCCAUCCAGUUCAUGGACCUCUUCCUCAUCCAGCACCACUGAAGAACAGAUGGGUGCCUCUCCACCACCCACCCUGACUGACAGUGGUGACUCCGUAGUGGCCAAGUUCAUAAACCGGUUCCGCCAGGCUCAGCCCACAAGCCGUGAGGAACGCCAGCCUGCAGGCCCAACCCCUGCUGACUUUUGGUGGCUGCGGCCUGACUCUAGUAGUCACCUUGCAGCAGGAGCCAAUAAACCAGAAGGAAGACUCAACACAGAAGUCCCUACUCUUGCCCAGGUGGCCAGUGCAUCACAGGCUAAGGCUCUGGGCCCCCUUCAGGAAAUAAAGCAGAGCCUCAACACCUGGAACUCAUCCCUCCUGGACCUGGAGAUGCUGAGCCUGCAAAGCAGAGCUGCCAGGCUGCUGAAACACAGCAAGGCCUCCAUCUCCUCCUCCAGCAAUUCCAGCAGUUCCUCACUCCCUGUCAGCUCUGAUGGUCUUUCUCCCUCGUCUGUGACCUUCACCCCUGACUCCAGCAAGGGCUCUGACCCCAAGGCACAUGCAACUCCGGCACCAGCCCCCAUCCCGGCACCAGCCCCCAACCCAGCGCCAGCCUCCAUCUCUGCUCCAGCCCCUCUCUCUGCUCCAGCCCUGGUCCCCUCCCAGGCACCCCUGCGGCCAGAGGAUGACAUUCUGUACCAGUGGCGGCAACGGCGGAAGCUUGAACAGGCUCAAGGAGGUCAGGGUGAUGGAACCUGGGUGCUGCCAGGGACCUCUGCCCUCACCACUCCGGUCCCUGUCCCCAUCCAUGUGCAGACCUCACCUGCCCCUGCAGAGACCCUUGGUUCCCUGGGAACACAGCCUAACUGCAUCCCACUUUGGGGCAAUGUGGCCCGACCUGGUCCUCAGGGAGCCUUCUAUUUGGAGAGGCCGCCUAUUCUCCCAGGGUUCUCUCCACACAUCUUUCAGGACCCCUGCCCCAAUGGGUUUUUCUGGGCCCCACAGACUAGUCCCUGGGUAUCUUUUGGGGGCGUUACCCCCGCGCCUUGGGCCUCUAGCCUUGUGCCCCCUAGUCCUGCACCCCCUACUGCCCCCCAGGGCCCGCUCACCCCUGCAAUAUGCAGCCCUGCCCAGCUCAAGAAGCAGGUCCCCAAGCAGGUCCCCAAGCCUCGGAAGGGUAGAGCCCGGCAUCCAGAACCUGUUGGACGAGUCACAGUGGCUGACCAGGGACCUAGCCCGCAGCUCCGAGGCCCUCUGGGCCAGGUAGUGACCGCUCGGCUCUUCCCAGACUGCCUAGAGGACAUGUCCCCAUCCCUGGCUGAAUCUCCGGAAAUCAAGACCGCACACCCCCAAACCAAGCUUACAAACCCUUGCUCAGAAGUCACGUCCGCUUUAUCUGACUCACGGUUUCCACAGACGGAGACCCCACCUGGCUGGUCUAAGGCUGAGCCUAGAAAUGCCAAAGUCACGCCUCCAGCUGUGGGGUCGGCGCUUCGCAAGGAAGUCCGGCAUCCUCCCCCCAAGGUCCCGCCCCCUCCAGCUGAGGGGGCUUCCACUGGCGUCGAGGUCCCGCCCUCUCAGUGCAAGGCGGGGUCUCUAGAGGCUGUGGUCACCUCCUCAGAGGCUGCUGACCACGCCCCCCGGGAGGACCUGCUCUCCCAGGCCGCCGAGCUUCUGCAGGCUGCUGAAGACUCCGACAGCAGCGAGUUCCAGGAGGACCCUGUACUGCAGGUGCUAAGGGCUCAGAGGGCAGAGCUGCGGCGGCAGAAAAGGCAAGUGGAUGCCCGAUUAUCCCAGCUUCUGGGCCACACUGAAUUCUCGGGGUCUCCAUCUCCUCCAGCUAGGUCACCCCCCAGGUCCCCAAGGAUGAGACUGAGGAGGGAAGGAGCCUCACUUGAGGCCAGAAGACUUUGAAUUGUACAAAUUUUGUUUUUCCCAAUGAAAUGCCCUUUUCGGGUUACAGGUUGUCUCUGAGAAAAAAGUUCUGGAAAGGCCAAGAGUCAUGCUAAUUUUGGGAAAUGGCACACGCACACCCACCUGUCCUGCCCCACCCCAACCUUAGUUCCUGACCUGUAAUAUAGAAUCUCUUCUGGUUUCCACUUCUUUGAGGGCAAGGCAGGAAAGGGGUUCCAGGCAAGACGGGGACUCACCAUAACUCAGGAGUGGAUCCUCCUGUCUCAGAUGAGACCGAAGGGAUUGCCUUCUUUACACAAAACUAAUGGGGUUAUCAGAGUGUUGGACAACGGUUAGUCCUCAGUCCACAUCCUGCUUGAACCCGCAGCAGCUCUGGGUGCAUUGAUCCCUCCUUCCUUGAAGCAUUUCCUUUCCCUGCUGCUGGCAUCACCAAUCUGUCACUUUAGUGUGCCCUGGGGCUCUGGCCUUGACUUCUCUAUCUACACUCAUCCCCAGGUGCUGUUGUAGCUUCAUGGCUCUAGUCCUAUCUCUGUUCUGAUAGUGCCUGAAUGUUUACCUUCAGCCUAGACCUGACCACUAAACCUCAGGCUUCAUAUUCUGCCACCUGCUCACUGUCCUCACUCAGAGGUCUAAGAGAUGUCUCAGACUGCACAGGUCUUAAACUGAGCUCCCGAUCUUCCCCCUAAACCUGCUCCUCCCUAACUUUCCUCAGCUUCAUCCUCCCUGCUCGCUCCGAAAGCCUCAUAGUCCUCCUCGACUCCUCUCUUUUCCUCACACCCACAGUCAGUGGACCAGCAAGUCCUAUCAGGUCUACCUUAAAAAUCUAUCCAGAAUUUAACCCCUUCUCCUCUGUCCAUGGCCCUCACCCUAGUCUAGGCUAUCCUUCUCUGUCUGGACUAUUAAAAACUGAUUGUUUUGUCAGCAAGUUCUUUGAAACAUUUCCUAUCCAAAAGUAGAAUCUAGGUUUCUUCUUGAAACUGGGUAGAACUUUGUGACCCCUCCAUAAACAGAAUGCAGAGGAAGUGAUACUACUUUAAAUUUCUA